Gastrolobium bilobum is the source of this 1518-nucleotide messenger RNA. RefSeq names its product F-box/kelch-repeat protein At3g23880-like. The coding region runs from base 151 to 1251 and encodes 366 amino acids. The record is from RefSeq and is a predicted model, not a curated record. Lineage: Eukaryota; Viridiplantae; Streptophyta; Magnoliopsida; Fabales; Fabaceae. The transcript has a single exon. Gene Ontology annotation, molecular function: protein binding.
CAGGUAGCGAGCGACGGUGAUCACAAAAAAGAUGUGGCUUCAUCUCAGCCACUUACAGAAGAAACAACCACCGCUAAGAGGCACCGAUUCACCACCUCCUCACAAACACACCAACUAACCCUAGCACCACCUUCACUUUCUUCCUCCUCCAUGCCUCCCGCCGACUCACUUCACGCGCCGCCGCUUUCCACACUUCCGUUCGAGCUUAUAGUUGAAAUCCUCUGGAGGCUCCCCGUGAAGUUCCUCUUGCAGCUCCGGUGCGUAUGCAAAUCUUGGAAUUCCCUAAUUUCAUCCGAUCCCAAAUUCGCGAAGAAGCACCUUAGCGGUUCAUCGCGCUUCCUCGUCUUGAGCUUCAUGAACCCCUCACACCAAUUCAUUCUCAGGGCAUGUCCUCUCCCCUCCUUAUUCAACACCUUGACCCCAAUCGCUACCCAGCUCCAGUACCCUUUGAACAAGCGAAACCAUUUUGAUUUGAUCGUUGGUUCUUGUGACGGCAUACUUUGUUUGGCCAUCGAUCAGAGUUGUGCUCUUUUGUGGAACCCUUCUAUUAGGAAAUUCAAGAAAUCGCCCUCUUUGGAAAAUCAACGGCAACUGGGUAGUUAUACAAUAUAUGGGUUCGGUUAUGAUCAUUUCACUGAUAGUUACAAGGUGGUAGCAGUUUUUUGCUAUGAAUGUGAUAGUGGUGGUGCUACUGUUUACAAAACUCUAGUCAAGGUUCAUACUUUGGGUACCAAUUAUUGGAGAAGGAUUCAGGAGUUUCCUUCUGGUGUUCCAUUCGAUGAAUCCGGAAAAUUCGUGAGUGGCACUGUUAAUUGGUUGGCAUCUGCUACUUCAAGUUCUUCGUGGGUUAUUGUUUCUCUUGAUUUGGGGAAGGAGUCUUAUCAAGAACUUUUGCAGCCUGAUUAUGGAGGAGUAACUGUGCUUACCUUGACCUUGGGGGUGUUGAGGGAUUGCUUGUGCAUACUUUCUCAUAGUGACACGUUUUCGGAUGUUUGGCUUAUGAAGGAUUAUGGAAAUAAAGAGUCUUGGACUAAAUUGUUCAGUGUUCCUUACAUGGGAAAUCCUGAUUCCUAUCCGUAUACUAAGGCACUUCACAUUUCUGAGGAUGACCAAGUACUGUUGGAGUUCCAGUCAAGGUUAGUUGUUUACAAUUCCAGAGAUGGCACUUUUAAGCUUCCUGAGAUUCAAAGCAUCAACAGUUGGGUGGUCCCAGAUGUCUACGUUGAGAGUUUGAUAUCACCUUGUUCUUAAUAUUAGGAUGUAUAUGCUAUGCUUUGCCACUUGUGCAUGAGGUUCUUGAAGAAUCUACCAACUGCACCUUAUAUGUUUUCAUUGAUGUUAUGCAUAUUAUGUUUGUUCCAAUUACUGGUGACUUCAUGGAUCAUUGUUAAUUGAUAGUCGAUGGAAUUUGCAGCUUGAGAAAUUGCUGUUAGUUUCAGUUGUUCUUUCAUCUUGUAUUACGUUUUAUAUGGUUUGCGAUCAUGUAUUUUGCUUUGAUGGUUAUUGGUUUAGUUUUCU